Bufo gargarizans (Asiatic toad) is the source of this 2870-nucleotide messenger RNA. RefSeq names its product acyl-CoA dehydrogenase short/branched chain (gene ACADSB). The coding region runs from base 117 to 1409 and encodes 430 amino acids. The transcript has 11 exons. The record is from RefSeq and is a predicted model, not a curated record. Lineage: Eukaryota; Metazoa; Chordata; Amphibia; Anura; Bufonidae. Gene Ontology annotation, molecular function: acyl-CoA dehydrogenase activity; flavin adenine dinucleotide binding. Gene Ontology annotation, cellular component: mitochondrion.
ACUGUAUUCUGCAGCGAUACUUGCACAAGGUUCAUGUGGAUACAUUUACAGCUCCGUCUUCUGUCUCCUAGUGAUCAGCCAUAAUUUAUUACUUAUGAUUCCUAAGUGCAUCUGCUAUGGACAUCCCGUAUACAGCCCACAUUCUGCAGGUACUGGGUAGAGGGUUGCGGCCCUGCCUGGUUACAUCCCACAAUCUCCAUUGUCGUCUAAAAUCUUCUAAAGCCUAUGUGUUGGCUGCAGCGCCCAAGGAAGGAGCGAUAUAUGCGCCCCUGGAGACGUUCACAGAAGAAGAGGGAAUGCUGCGAGACAUGGUACGAAAAUUUGCCCAGGACCGGAUCGCCCCACUUGUGAAAACCAUGGAUGCCAAUUCAAAAAUGGACAAUUCAGUCAUUCAGGGAUUGUUUGAGCUUGGGCUGAUGGGUAUAGAUGUGGACCCCAAGUAUGGCGGCACAGGAGCAUCUUUUUUCUCCUCCAUUCUUGUGAUUGAAGAGUUGGCCAAGGUGGACCCAUCUGUGUCAGUUUUCUGUGACAUUCAGAACACCCUCAUCACCUCCUUGUUCGAGCAGCUAGGUACAGAGGAACAGAAAGAGACUUACCUGCCCAGGCUUUGCAAAGACUUGGUGGGCAGUUUCUGUCUGUCGGAGGCUGGUUCUGGCAGCGAUGCUUUCUCUCUGAAAACCACAGCUCAGAGGCACAAGGAUUAUUACCUGAUCAACGGCUCCAAGAUGUGGAUCAGUAACUCGGAGCAGGCCGGAGUCUUCCUUGUGAUGGCAAACGCUGACGUGUCAGCUGGAUACCGAGGAAUCACAUGCUUCAUUGUUCCCAAGGAAACGGAAGGACUCCAUAUUGGAAAAAAGGAGGAUAAACUAGGACUUAGAGCGUCUUCAACAUGUGCACUGACCUUUGAUAAUGUUAAGGUUCCAGCAAGCAGUGUUCUUGGGAAGCUUGGUCAGGGCUAUAAAUACGCCAUAGGAAUGCUGAAUGAAGGUCGGAUUGGAAUUGCAGCCCAGAUGGUGGGCUUGGCGCAGGGCUGCUUUGACCACACCAUCCCGUACACCAAACAGAGGAUUCAGUUUGGAAAGAGAAUAUUUGACUUUCAGGGCAUGCAGCACCAGAUCUCACACAUAGCGACCCAGCUGGAAGCUGCACGACUACUCACGUACAACGCUGCCAGACUGAAGGAGGCAAAGAGACCCUUCAAGAAGGAGGCAUGCAUGGCGAAGUACUUCGCAUCUGAGGUGGCUGGAACGACCACUAGUAAAUGUUUGGAGUGGAUGGGAGGUGUCGGUUUUACAAAGGACUAUCCCAUUGAAAAGUAUUACAGAGAUGCAAAGAUAGGUACGAUAUACGAGGGAACCUCCAACAUCCAGCUGAGCACGAUCGCCAAGUUCAUAGACCAGGAGUACUGAAAAGCAGCCUUAAGGCGUCCGAACCGUUGUCACGCUCAUAGGCUGACCCUCUAAGAGCUGACACUUGCUUCUCGAACAUGAAUGUCCACAUCUGUAUGAAUGUAAAAUCCUCAUCCAAUCGAUAAAUACCAUGGACUUUGCCACUACCUCAGUAAUUCACUCACUAGUCUGCUGUAGGACUUGAUACUAGGUAUAUGAGUUUUAAAAGAAUCUUUACUGAUUACCCCAUUAGAAGGGUUUUGGUGAAGCUGGUGUAACCUUACUAAACUGCAAAAUAUUACUUCUGUAAUAUUACUUCCACUACUCUGUCCAGCUUUCUUAAUGGACUCCUCAAGAAACCUUUUGGUACAAGGCAAACUUUUGGAUUUAUCCUUCUAUUACUGUUAUAUGUCUGAAUCGUAAAUUGGUCUCUCAUAAUGCCCCUGUUAGGGCAUAUAGAUAUUAUGGAUAGGGGGGCAUAUCCUGCGCACAGGACCCCUACCCUCUAUCAGUGAGAGAUGCUCAGGUGCUUUAUAUGAUUAAAAUGUAUCUAAAACACAAAACCGUAAUUGGAUACCAGCGCUGCCGCCGUAAAAGCUUCACCAAGUUGCAAUAAGAGAGUUUUGUCGCUGCUGGGUCUGUGAGGGUUAACUGCUGGUACCCUUAAUGUUGCAAAAGACUAAUGAUUAAAAAAGGGGGGAACCCGCGCUGACUGUAAACAAAUCCAACCAAUAUAUACAGAGAACAAGUACUUGCCGCUAGUGAAGUAAAAUAGAUCCCAUCCGGAUUGCUUUCCCUAUCGAUGUAAGGGAUUGCGCUAUCUUCAGCUUCCUCCUUCAGGCGUGCGGCUCCGGCCGGUAGCUCGCGCGCACCGGGGGGGGGGAGGAGCCGCACUGUAGUUUCCAGGGGAACGGACCUUCAGCGUGACGUCACACGCUCGUGUCACUUCCCCGCUUUAUAUGAUUACUUACAGAACAGUGGUCUUCGUGAGACCACCCCUUUAAAUGGACAUUGAACCUAGAAAUGAAUGAGGGACAAAGAAAAUGCCUGCCUAUCAGCAAGGAUUUCUGCAGGCUUGUUAAAUCUUCCGAGAAAACAAAGGUCAUUUCUAUCUGGUUUCCUUCCAUCUUAUGGGGACCAGCGGUGAGGUGGACCUUGCCUGGUGUACACAGAGAGGAUGAACAACGUAAAUUAGCCUCUUUGACCAGACCGGACCAUCCCAAAUCAAAUUACUGUUCAGUAGUCUUUAUUUGAUCGGUGAAAUAUUAAGAUUUGCAUCGGUUACAAACUAACAUAACUGUAGGGGAAUGACAUUUUCUGGGAAGCUACACUAUAACCUGAGAUUGUACUAAAACCCCAGAAGAAGAGGGGGUUGAUGCUGUUACAGCUGAUAGCACUUUCUUAUAAUCUUUUAUCUUUUGUUCCAUGGUGACUAGUAAAAAUAAAAAUUCUGUGUAAAUUUUGAAUACGGUGGAAUCCGAA